UCCCUCCUCCCGGCCGUUGCUGCUGACUGGUCUGCGAGGUUCGUGUUCCACGGGCGGAGAGAGAGGAGAGGGAGAGGGAGAGGGAGAGGGAGGAGAGAGGACGAAGCCCUCUUCCGCGUCGUCCGCUGCUGUUUCUCCCCACCCUUCCCUGCCUUGGCUUGCGCAUCCGACCUUGCCGAAACUUCCGACCUCACAGACUGAAAGGGUCUGUGAAGAGACUUUUGCAGCAGUGCGAUGGAGGUAUUUGGCAAAUCUGUGAUUGCUGAGCCCAGCAAUGUGAUUUUCUUGUCUGCCAUUCUUAACACAGAAGGGUCAAACCCUAGUCACAAGUGUGACAAGAGGUGCCAGAAUGAGCACAUUUUUGGGAACAUGUACCAUUGCAAACUGACUGGAACCACUCACAUCUGCGACAAAAACUGUAACCAGAGGAUCCUCUAUGAUAACCAUAACUCCCUCUGCCGGGUGAGUGGGCAGUUGUUCCCGCUCUCUCCACUAGAGCAGCAGGCAGUGAGGGGUAUACGCAGGAAGCAUGAAGUUGACAGCAAUGAAGGCUGCUCCUUUAAGCGCAGGCGUGGUGCACAGCUGCAUCCUUCCCCUUUCGAGAGGUCCUACUCUGCUGUGUCUCCAAUCCCCAGCCAGGUUGGAGAUGGCAUGGACCUGAGCUAGAGCUAAUGCGACUUACUUUUCUUCAGCCAGCCAUCUAAUUCUGUUCUUUCUACACCCUUUUCCCUUCAAUCACAGGAUGGGACUAUAAGAGCUUCCUUCUUUGUAGACUUAUGAAGGGAUAUGAGACCCCUUAGAGCACUGAAUAAAUGUCUAUGUAGUAUGAAUUCAGUUUCAUGGAACCUUGUUGUAACUCGUAAACUUUGGUUGAACUGCCUAUUCUGAAUCAGUAGUACUUUCAGAUAAUCGUUCCCUGCUUCCUUUUCCCCCCUUCCUAUUUAGUUAUUUUGUUUGCCUUUUUUACGUUACGUACGCUAUUUUUCCUUUCUAUGUUCUUCUAAUAUUGAUUAUCUGAUGCGCUUUAAUUCAAUUGAGUUGUGUAAAUUUGUUUGACCAUGUAAAAUCCUUGGAAGGAUUCUUUGGUUCUGCAAUCUGGGAGGCAGGAACCUGACUGACUUUGCUGAAUGAAAUUUUUGUACAGUUGUUAUUAGUGUUCUGCUUGACAGGUUCCUGAUCAAGCUUGAAUUAUUUACGGUUUGUUCUCAUAUAGCUUGAUUCUAUCUGUUAUUUAACUCCUUUUUACACGUUAUGUUUCUAACACUUGCUGUUUCCCUCAUGUUCUCUUUUGUUUUGUCUUUAUCCUUAACUUUUGUUGUAUGCAGGACCAUCCAGGUGCUAAUUAUUUUGAGAAAUGUUUUGAUCUUUUAAAUAACUUAUAUUCAUGUUUAUAUAUUGCUAACUUAAUUUUGUUUGUUAAUUAACUUCUCUCUUUUGUUUAUGCAGGUGAACUGCUAAUCUCUGAUUCCUUUGCUAUCGUCGGUGGCAAGAAACUAAUCAAGGGGGCUCUUCUCAUUGUUUGCAGUGGAGAGCUGUUACGCUUCAGCUGAGCAGCAUUUUUUGCAGAACAUAAAUCGGUGUAUGAGAAGCUCGAUACUACUACUUUGCUAGAUAAGCUCGAGAGACAGAUAACUACAACACCCAAAUUGGUGAAAAUACUGCAGUUUACCAACUUAUGUUUAGGGCUACCACCUGCAGUUUGAAGAGCAGCUGCCACCUGCAGUUUGAAGAAAUCUCACUAGCCUUCCGGGGGCUUUUGGAGAAUCCAUCCGACAAACUUGCUUUUGCACCAAGCAUGUCUUGUUAUGAUUGUACAUAAUAUAACUGUUUAAUAGUGGGUGCUUUCCUUUCGCAUGAAGUUUUGUUGGUACCCGCACCCCCACCUUUGUAUGUCUAUAUGAACAAAUAUUGUUUGCUAAUGCCUAAUGGAAUUGCCAAUUUGCCAUUCCAUGCUAGUAUGCUCCUUGAGAAAA
This is a messenger RNA of Panicum hallii, 1973 nucleotides long. RefSeq lists its product as uncharacterized. The coding region runs from base 235 to 666 and encodes 143 amino acids. The record is from RefSeq and is a predicted model, not a curated record. NCBI's taxonomy places the organism in Eukaryota, Viridiplantae, Streptophyta, Magnoliopsida, Poales, Poaceae. The transcript has 3 exons.